AUGAAUGGAUCAAAACGUACUGCCAUGACAAACGAAGAAGUUUUUAUUUUACUGGACUUGGUAGAAGCUAAUCCAAUCAUUACUAACAAAAGCAUUACCGCAUCAACCAACAAGCUCAAAGAAGAAGCUUGGACCAACUUAACCAAAUCAUUUAAUGCAUCAAUUUCCAGUGCUCCUAGAAGUACAGAUCAACUUCGAUUCAAAUGGGACAACUUGAAAAAAAUGGCACGUAAAAGGUCACCGGAUUUCACUUUAAGUAAUCUCAAGCUUGCUGGUGAUAAACAGAAGUUAUCGACGCAAGAUGAUAUUCUUAACCGUGUCAUAUCCAUCUUAGUUACAACAUGUGAUGGUUUUACUGUGCAGUUUGGAGGUGACUCAGAACAGCUUGACCCAUUGAGGGGUAAUCUGCAGCAGUCUUUUGUAAGUUCUACGCCCACAUCGGAGCAACAGCCAGAGAUUUACGACGACGCCGCAUUCUCUUUCCCAGUCAUAGAGAAUGAUUUGGAAGAGGAAAGUGCAGAACGGCGAACUUGUGACGAAGACCAGAGUACUAAGAGGUCCGUAACUCCGAACUCGAGGCCGAUCGCUCAAGUGCCACGCCAGCGGCCACUGUUGCUGAACACGUCUACAUUCGACGAUGGCACAGUAAGAAUACGGCACAAGAAAAAGCUUCUGGAGGAGGACAUCAAAGCGCGCACAGCAAGAAAUAACGCAAUAGCCGAAUACUACAUAGCCAAAAGAAAGAAGUUGGAACAAGAAAUCGAUUCUGCGCACAGUAUGAAUUUGCAACAAGCGAAUUUACUGAUAGAAAAUCAACGAUUGAAAUCGGAACUCGAGAAACUUAAGAGUAGACUUAGCACAUGA
Molecule: messenger RNA, 864 nt
Organism: Parnassius apollo (apollo)
Lineage: Eukaryota; Metazoa; Arthropoda; Insecta; Lepidoptera; Papilionidae
Source: the annotation of a GenBank genome assembly